Messenger RNA from Stereum hirsutum FP-91666 SS1, 1864 nucleotides. RefSeq lists its product as uncharacterized. Bases 371 to 1471 code for a protein of 366 amino acids. The transcript has 13 exons. Lineage: Eukaryota; Fungi; Basidiomycota; Agaricomycetes; Russulales; Stereaceae. The record is from RefSeq and is a predicted model, not a curated record.
CGCGGAGAAACAUUCCUAUGACCUCAUCUUGGACUCGACCGUUAUUUUGCUUUGACGAGCGAAAGAUCUCUCCACUCCUUGGCUGUCUCGCUUGAUCUCAAAUCCCUGACAUGUCCGAUCCGCUGGUUACCGGCGAUCUACGAUUUUCGCCCGACGGGGACGCUGUAGUACCCUGACACCGGCUGCGAUCGACUCGCAGUCUCUUUCUUCGGAAUCACGAUGCUAUAAAGACUCUCAAAACGAGUUUCGUCGGUGGUGAACGAAUACCCCCUUGUUUCGACUUGGCGCUCGAACGCUCUUCCUCUUCAAACCGCCAUCCUCACAGACUCUGCCAGCUUUGUCGUCCCCGCAGUCUUGAAUUGACUCGAUCAUGGUGGAAGUGACUGUGGCUGCCGCGAAGCUGACGAUUGGGGCUCUGGAGAUCUCGGUUUUGGUCGGGACAUUUCUCUACGCUAUCACUUGCGCUCAAAUAUACGUGUACUGGAGGAGCAAUUUCAAUGACCGCUUCCUCAUCCGUUUGUUGAUUGCGGCUGUCUGGCUGGGCGAGACCAUACAUACUAUUUUCUUCUGGAUUCAUCGAUACCAGGUGACCGUCACCUAUUACGGCGAACCGAAUUCCCUCACCCUGAAAAGCUGGGCUCUCGAUUAUUCCAUCCCGGUCCAUGGCAUCAUUAGUGCUCUCGUCCAGAUGUACUAUUCCUGGCGUGUACGCGUUCUGUCCGGGAGAAGUCUCGUCACGAUCAUUAGUUGGAUAGGUUCAUUCCUUGAGGUCGUCGGCUCUAUCACCGUCACCGCGCUGCUCGAGAUAUAUGGACCUGUAACCCACGUGAAUACCGUCACCUACGCCGCAAUCGCUACCAUCUCGAUGGACGUCAUCGUGGAUAUCAUAAACACGGCCGCCUUGUGCUACUGCUUGCAUAGGAAACGAACGGGAUUCCACAAAACCGACACGCUCAUCAAUACCAUCACUCUAUGGACCGUCGAAAGCGGGAUCAUCACCUUGAUUACGGCCAUAGCUAUGCUCAUCACCUGUAUAGUGAUACCGGAGACAGAAAUCUACGUCUCCCUGACCGCUUUCUAUGCCAAACUGUACUCGAACUCAUUGAUGGCAUCAUUCAACUCCCGGGGACCGUUGGGACCAGGAAAGUUCACGUCAAACGACUUCGACGGAAGCUUGCAUAUCAGCGUCACCACCUCCCAGAUCAAGACCCAAUCCGCCUCCCACGUCCUUCCCCGCUUCGCGCCCUGGCGCGGCCCAACCGACGUCGACUCCUACCCCCUCACCACCCGCGGCGUCAACGCCUCCAAAGACGAUUCAGACGACAACUCCGGCGCGCAAGACGUCGACGCUUUCGAUUCCACCGACAAAGCCACUGGCCUUGUGCGCGAGACGUACAUCGACGGCACGGGGCCGGGGCCGCUGCCGCAGAAGAGUUCGAGUUUGAAGGGGCAUGGGCAGGUGCAGGGCUGAGGAAGGACAUGAAGAGCGUGGAUGAGUCGGAUUGUACGACCAUUGCAGAGUUGAGGGAUGAGUCUGGCAAAUAAUGCCUCGCCCGCGCCGUCAAAAUGACCACGGUGUCGUCAAUCCUUCCCGCGGUCCUUGUACCUACUGUACUAGUAGUCAGGCUUCAAUGUACGUUCCUACAACACAUACUGGCAACCGAGGUUUAUUACUACCAUUUCUUCAUCACCGCCUUCGCCCUUCGCCCUCCAUUCACCCCCACUCUCCACCCUCCACCGUCCUUUCUUCCUCUGGUUUCGAAUGGAAGUCGACUGUCCCACUUCAUUCAAUCUUCGUUUAAAUGGUUGUGUCUAUACGGUCUUUUCUCCGCUGGUUUCUUUCCCUCCCCACCGGUAUAUGUCA